GCCUGCCGCGUCGGCAGCCCCGGAGCGCGCCGGACGGCGGCGGCUGGACGGCAGGGGCGGCUGCAGCUUGAGCAGCGGGGGUUGGGGCUAUGGCGGCGGCGACAGUGGCAGCAGGGGCCGGGGCCGCGGCGGGGACUGAGUCAGCCAAGGGGCCCCCGGGGUCGGCGGCAGCGCUGGAGCUGUGGCUCAAUAAAGCUACAGACCCAAGCGUGUCAGAACAGGAUUGGUCCGCUAUCCAGAAUUUCUGUGACCAGGUGAACACUGAUCCCAAUGGCCCAACCCACGCGCCUUGGCUGCUGGCCCACAAGAUCCAGUCUCCACAAGAGAAAGAAGCUCUUUAUGCCUUAACGGUGCUGGAGAUGUGCGUGAACCACUGUGGGGAGAAGUUCCACAACGAGGUGGCCAAAUUUCGCUUCCUGAAUGAGCUGAUCAAAGUGUUGUCCCCGAAGUACCUAGGGUCCUGGACCACAGAAAAAGUCAAAGGAAGAGUCAUUGAAAUACUCUUUAGUUGGACCGUCUGGUUUCCAGAGGAUAUCAAGAUCCGAGAUGCUUACCAGAUGCUGAAGAAACAAGGAAUCGUCAAGCAAGACCCUAAACUACCAGUGGAUAAAAUUUUGCCUCCACCUUCUCCCUGGCCCAAGAGCUCUAUCUUCGAUGCCGAUGAAGAAAAGUCCAAGCUGCUGACGAGGCUUCUGAAGAGCAACCACCCAGAGGACCUUCAGGCUGCAAACAGACUGAUCAAGAACUUGGUCAAGGAGGAACAAGAGAAGUCAGAGAAGGUGUCCAGGAGAGUCAGUGCCGUGGAGGAGGUGCGGAGCCACGUGAAGGCGCUGCAGGAGAUGCUGAGCAUGUACCGCAGGCCGGGGCAGGCCCCACCGGACCAGGAGGCCUUGCAGGUUGUGUACGAACGCUGUGAGAAGCUGCGUCCCACCCUGUUCCGGCUGGCGAGUGACACCACGGACGACGACGACGCGCUCGCGGAGAUUCUCCAGGCAAAUGACCUCCUCACCCAGGGAGUUCUGCUGUACAAACAGGUGAUGGAGGGCCGAGUCAUCUUUGGAAACACAGUGACCAGCUCAGUAGGAGACCUACCUGUCUCCAGAGUCUUCCAGCAACCAGCAGGCUGCAUGAAGAGCUGCCCUCUGAUUGACUUGGAGGUGGACAAUGGAUCUGAGCAGGCUGGGACUGUGGCACCGUCUUUGCUUCACCAGGACCUGGCAGCCUUAGGACUCACUGAUGCUCCGGUUACCAACAAGGUUGCCAGUCAGAAUUGCUGUAAGGAAAAGAGGACUCCCCCUGCCAGCGCGCUGCCAGAUGGUGGUGUUCAGAGCCCUUCUGCAGAAAGGAACUUGCUGGAUCUCCUCUCCCCACAGCCAUGUCCAGGGCCUCUGAAUUAUGUUCCACAGAAGAGCAUCCCUAAGGAAGUGCCCCCCGGCACUAAGUCCUCUCCAGGUUGGUCCUGGGAAGCUGGGCCAUUGGCUUCUUCCCCAUCCUCCCAGAAUACACCUCUGGCUCAAGUGUUUGUCCCUUUGGAGUCUGUUAAGCCCAGCAGCCUGCCACCUCUUAUCGUGUAUGACCGGAAUGGAUUCCGAAUUCUGCUCCACUUUUCCCAGACGGGGGCCCCUGGCCACCCUGAGGUGCAGGUGUUGCUGUUGACCAUGAUGAGCACUGCCACCCAGCCUGUCUGGGACAUCAUGUUUCAAGUGGCUGUGCCGAAGUCCAUGAGAGUGAAGCUGCAGCCGGCAUCCAGCUCCAAGCUCCCUGCGUUCAGUCCGUUGACGCCUCCGGCUGUGAUCUCCCAGAUGCUGUUGCUUGACAAUCCACACAAAGAGCCCAUCCGGUUACGGUAUAAGCUGACAUUCAACCAGGGUGGACAGCCUUUCAGCGAAGUAGGAGAAGUGAAAGACUUUCCAGAUCUGGCAGUCUUGGGUGCAGCCUAACUUUUCACAGGACAGACCCUGCCAUUCAAGCUUAGGCCGAUGUGAAUUUUGCUGUCUAGAUAGGACUAAUCAUGGUGAUUUAGUCCGGAGUGCCAAGAGUUCUAUCCUGACGUCAGGCUCUGGAUCCCAACCUCUGACUUACUCUGCAGAUACUAUUUGUUUGUGUGUGUGUGUGUGUGUGUGUGUGUGUGUGUGUGUGUUGUAGGGGGUUGUGGGGGAGGGUAGAGCAGGGCUUGGGGUGUGGACAGUGUGGGAAGUGCUAAAGCAUUUCUGACAACCAUCUGCUACAAUCAUCUGUUUCUGCAUGUUGGUGGACACGGAUGUCCCCACCUCAGGUUGGAGGUUUUAUAAGCCAAAGUUGUGUUGUGUUUUGUUUUUUCCAUGUAUUGUUAUCUUUUCAUUCAUCCACUCUGUGCCUUGUCAGCCUUUGAAAGUCUUGGUUGCUCCCAGGCUGCUGUUCUCAGGGACCUUAAAAGGGACCUGGUUGGUCUUGGGGCAGAGAGUAUCUUCUGGGGCACUCUCUUCCAAGAAAGACCUUGUCUCCAUUUCCAUUAGAGAAUGCUGCUUGCAUGUGUUUGAGAAGCUCUUCUAAAUGGAAUGCUUGUUGCACUGUUUGCCAGGCGAGGGGCUGCCACUAGAGCAGAGGACCACACUGGGUGGGCCAAUCAUGUCCUUCACCACUGUGCCUUAGAAUCACCCAGAGAGGACCUUCCAGGGCAGAGGGGAAAGCAGAUCCCAGGCCCAUGCAGGCCUCAGGUUCUGUGGGUGGGGCAGCGUGUCUGGGCCCUUCCUCAGGACCCUCCUCUCCAUUCUCAUCUUCCUCCACGAGCGUCUACUCUCAGAGCUCUUUGAUGGUGACGCCAUGCCACUCAUUGUCAGUCAUAACUGACAGGCUCACCCUGGCCUGCCGACUUCACCGUCCAACAUGAAGAACUGUGACACAAAUAGAUAUGAAAAGAGCUUAGCAGUGGUUUCAGUGGUGACUGAAUAUAGAAAGUCCUUGAAUAAAUACCCAUGUAGCAAAUACGCUUUGUGGAGUCUUGAGUAAGCAGGAGACGCAGAGCCUGGUGCAUUCAGAGGCGCUAAGCCGGAAGGGCCCUGUUGCCUGUUGAGGAAGUAGGAAGACUUCUUGCUGUGGAAGCUGGAGAGUGGCUUCAGUGAGGGGGAGGCCCUGCGGGUCUGACAAAGCUGGAAGAGAGGUGGAUUCUUGUUACAUGUGUGGUGUGAGGGGAGAACUCAGGUUCAUCACCCAUUCUUAGCGCCUGCUGUGCGAGGAGUCUUCUGUGGUCCUGCUUUGCUGGUCAGUGGGGGAAGCAAGCUGAGCCUUGUGUUAGGACCUGAUUAGGACUUCAGAAUCCGAGCCGCUCACUUGUUGGGGCAAGAUUCUACCUCAGGAACCACAAGACUCUGUUUGGGGCUCCUUAUCACAAAAUCUGGUACUUCGCAGGUUGAUCUUUGAACUUCUAUGUAUAGUUAGAGCUCCACCAACACUGAUUGGUGGGGAUGGGAGCUGUAAAGGAUCAUCUAGCUAUGCUAAUUUUUAAGCAAAUGUGAAAGCUUGUAAAACCAAUAAGUGAUGGGUAACUUCUUUGUUUGGCAUAAUUCCCAUAAGGUUCAUUUUAAUUUAAAAUUUCUUGCAUGUUCAGCUGUUCUGUAUAGCUUUUACGGGCUCUAACUAAUCUCAUAAAGUCUUCUAGAGGAACCCAUCGUAAUGAUAAUGUCUGCCUGUGCAGAACAUCCAUCAAAAUGGGUGAAUGAGAGUUAACGAGAUUUUUACCCCCUGGUUCAAUGGUGAACUUGUGUGUGUCUCAACCUUCUGUCUUCCAGGCUCCCAGUGGUGCUUUGAUGGAGUUGGACAGGGUAGGGGUGUGUGUGUGGGGGGGGGUUCCUAAAAGUGGCCCUGGUGUCUGUCAUCAGUGCCUUCUAAUCAAGUUCAGUGGCUACUGAAGGCCUGACCCGUAUCCUUCCAUUCCUUCCACAAGCAGUUGUGGAGCAGCUACUAGGAACUCCGCACUUUUGUAAGCACUGCAGAUACAACAGCAGAAAGUUCCUGCCCUCACGGACUUCUGUUCUUGUGGGGAGACAAAUCCAUGAUGUUACUGGGUGGGGAUCUGGCACUGAUGAUCAGUAUUUGUCCCUUAUCCUGAAUUCCUCUUCCAGGAUCCUGCUCACCCCUAUCUCUUGACUCAGCUCUGUGACUGUUCUCUUCCUCUAUCCCUUAAAUGUGGCAUUGCCCCAGGGUUUAGUCCUUCGGACUCUUCUAAGCACAUCCGGGCAGCUAACAACUGGAUGGGUCCUAGACCUCUAUCUCAAGCUUCUACCUCCAGAUCCAUAUUCGUCAGCGGUUAUCUGUAGGUUUCACUAUUGUCUCAGCUCUGAAGGCUUAGAAUGGAACCCAGCCUCCUCCUCCUCCCCCACCCCCUGCCCCUUCUCCUCACAUUUUCUUUUAUUUGAUAGCACCUGCCUGAGCUGUCAUGGAUCCUUGAUUCCUGUUCCUUCUAGAGCCACUCAGUAGUUUUUGUCUCAUCUAGUCUAUUUCUAAAUGAUGACAUCUCGCCCUCCCCUGCAUUCACAUGGUUACUGCCCUGGUUUGGGGAGGGGAGGCAGGAUGGUGCAGUAAAUCUGCCUCUCAGUUUUCUGAACCAUUAUACUUGCCACCACCAGAAUUAUCUAACAAAUCUGUCCCCUUGACCAUUUGAGAAAUCCUGAAUGGCUUCCUAAUCCCCUAAAAGUUGAUGCAAUCAAGUUGAAUGCUUAAUUAUUCAUUGCCCUUUUCCAACUUUGUGUGCUCCCUACCCUUCUGGUAACCACCAAGAACAAGCAGUUUGCCACAGCCACAAGAAAGUCCUUUCAUGUCUUGAUGAUGCCGUGUUUUUUCAUGACAUUAGGAGGCAGCUCCUCUCCCUUUAUCUCUUCAGUGAAUUUAAGACUAGGCUAGAGCCCUGAUUUUAUUUGCGAGCCACUGUGAGCAUAAAUGGGCUAUGAAGAUGGCAGAUGUUGAAAACAGGGUAAAUGACUUAAUGACCAAAAGAUCACGAACCAAAUAAACCAAAAGAACACGAGCGUUACUUACUAAAAAUGGUGGGGAAAAAAUUGUGUAGGGACGCCAGGGGGCCUCAGCGUUCGACUCUUGAUCUCAGCUCAGGUCUUCAUCUCAGGAUUGUGAGUUCAAAACGACUAGAUUGAGAGACCAAACAGGGUAGAAAGCAAAGGUGAUAUUCUAAAAUAUAAGUAGUGCUUGAUUACUACAAUGUUUACGAAUCAAAUUCUUCAUAUCCAAUGUAGACGAUGCCAACCCAGCCCCAAAAUAUAAAAUUCUAUCAAUUA
Ailuropoda melanoleuca (giant panda) is the source of this 5267-nucleotide messenger RNA. RefSeq names its product golgi associated, gamma adaptin ear containing, ARF binding protein 2 (gene GGA2). The record is from RefSeq and is a predicted model, not a curated record. Gene Ontology annotation, biological process: protein localization to cell surface; Golgi to plasma membrane transport; intracellular protein transport. Lineage: Eukaryota; Metazoa; Chordata; Mammalia; Carnivora; Ursidae. The coding region runs from base 90 to 1940 and encodes 616 amino acids. The transcript has 17 exons. Gene Ontology annotation, cellular component: trans-Golgi network. Gene Ontology annotation, molecular function: small GTPase binding; ubiquitin binding; phosphatidylinositol binding.